Pseudogymnoascus destructans is the source of this 630-nucleotide messenger RNA. RefSeq lists its product as uncharacterized. The transcript is spliced from 3 exons. NCBI's taxonomy places the organism in Eukaryota, Fungi, Ascomycota, Leotiomycetes, Thelebolales, Thelebolaceae. The coding region runs from base 1 to 630 and encodes 209 amino acids. The record is from RefSeq and is a predicted model, not a curated record.
AUGGCACCCAUCCAGUUCGGGAUUCUUUUGAUCCCUUUCCAAGUCCUAGACGUCGUUGGACCAGUUGAUAUUCUCUCGUCUUCCUCAAUCACGUACCUGAAGAAAAACCAGGAACAUAUCGGAGAGCCACUAGAAUUCGCCAACCGUGGCCUUGAUAUUCAAUUCCAUUAUAUCGGGGACACCAUGGAUGGGAUCACCGGAACGGCAAAUUGCACAAUUAAGCCAACCACCACCUGUGCGACAUGUCCCAAGCUCGAUUACCUCCUCAUCGGCGAGCCGUACGCCGAUUUAUUCCUCAACGUACCGGACGUCUUUGCAAACUUCAUUCGGGAUCGAGUGGAUGGACUCCAGGGCCUUAUCUGGCAAAGGCUGAAACCGGAAGUGAACUGGUCAUCGCAGCAGUGGGCUGUUGAUGGGAAGUUCUGGACGGCUGGCGGAGCAAUUGCUGGAAUGGAUAUGUUUGAGAACUGGGUCACUGAGAAGUGUGGUCAGGAUGUCCCGGAGACUGGAUACCUUGCGCUGGACUUCGAACCUCGGGAUGUGAACGGGAAGCCGGCUCUAUCGCAAGAAGUCAUCGGAUUGGGCCCUAACGAUGGACGUUGGGCUUUUAGAUAUCACAAUGAGGCCUAG